This is a messenger RNA of Fulmarus glacialis (Northern fulmar), 1174 nucleotides long. RefSeq names its product Bardet-Biedl syndrome 5 (gene BBS5). Gene Ontology annotation, cellular component: BBSome; ciliary basal body. NCBI's taxonomy places the organism in Eukaryota, Metazoa, Chordata, Aves, Procellariiformes, Procellariidae. The annotation marks the transcript as partial. Gene Ontology annotation, biological process: cilium assembly; intracellular transport. The record is from RefSeq and is a predicted model, not a curated record. Gene Ontology annotation, molecular function: phosphatidylinositol-3-phosphate binding. The transcript is spliced from 11 exons.
ACAAAUGAAAAUGAGACCUGGAGAGGUCCUUAUAGACUGCUUAGAGUCAGUUGAAGAUACCAAAGGAAACAAUGGAGACAGAGGUAGACUGCUUGUGACAAAUUUGCGGAUUAUUUGGCGCUCAUUGUCAUUGCCCAGAGUCAAUCUCUCUGUUGGUUACAACUGCAUUAUAAAUAUAACUACAAGAACUGCCAACUCAAAAUUACGAGGGCAGACAGAAGCUCUGUAUAUAUUGACUAAAUGUAACAAUACGCGAUUUGAGUUCAUAUUUACCAAUGUUGUCCCCGGGAGUCCCAGACUCUUCACUUCAGUUAUUGCUGUACACAGAGCUUAUGAAACUUCUAAAAUGUAUCGUGAUCUGAAGCUGAGAAGUGCAUUGAUUCAAAACAAGCAACUGAGAUUAUUACCACAAGAACAAAUAUAUGAUAAAAUCAAUGGAGUUUGGAAUUUAUCAAGUGACCAGGGAAAUUUGGGAACUUUUUUUAUUACUAAUGUGAGAAUAGUUUGGCAUGCAAAUAUGAAUGACAGCUUUAAUGUCAGCAUACCAUUUCUACAAAUUCGUUCAAUAAAAAUAAGAGACUCAAAGUUUGGCUUGGCACUUGUGAUAGAGAGUUCUCAGCAGAGUGGAGGAUAUGUACUUGGUUUUAAAAUAGACCCUGUGGAGAAACUACAGGAGGCAGUGAAAGAAAUUAAUUCACUUCACAGAGUUUAUUCAGCUAACCCUAUAUUUGGAGUGGAUUAUGAAAUGGAAGAAAAGCCUCAACCUCUUGAAGACCUAACAGUGGAGCAGGUUCAAGAUGAUGUGGAAAUAGAAUCUGAUGAACAUACAGAUGCUUUUGUGGCUUAUUUUGCUGAUGAAAACAAGCAACAUGAUCGGGAGCCUGUUUUUUCAGAAGAACUAGGACUUGCAAUAGAGAAGCUAAAGGAUGGAUUCACACUCCAGGGACUCUGGGAAGUAAUGACCUGAUUUAGAUUGGCAUGCAUUUGUUUCCUAAGCAAGGAAAGACUCUCAGUUCUUACUGGGCUUGUGAGAUCUGUAGAAGAUAAUUUAGAAAUACCAGAGUAGCAGAGAAAGAACAUGCCAAAGCUAAAGAGCAGGCAAAUAUUAGAUAAUAUGCCCUCAGGAUAUGUCAUAAAGGAAAGAUUAUUCAAAACCCUUGUAUGUGUAAAAGCU